AUGCACCCACUCCCACAGGCCACAAGCCCUCAGUACAAGCGUUCCAACAAGCUACAUCGACGGAUAGCUUUGGUGACAGGAGGUGAUUCCGGGACAGGAAGGUCUGUAUGCUACCAUUUUGCAUUAGAGGGUGUAACUGUAGCUUUUGCAUAUGUGAAAGGUGAGGAAGAGAAAGAAAAGGAUGAUACUUUGCAGAUGCUACGAGAAGUGAAGGCAAUUGAUGCAAAAGAUCCUAUUGCUAUAGCUGCAGACCUUGGAUUCGAUGAAAAUUGCCAGAGAGUUGUUGAUUAA
Dovyalis caffra is the source of this 291-nucleotide messenger RNA. The record is from the annotation of a GenBank genome assembly. Lineage: Eukaryota; Viridiplantae; Streptophyta; Magnoliopsida; Malpighiales; Salicaceae.